Ricinus communis (castor bean) is the source of this 892-nucleotide messenger RNA. Its product is annotated as N-alpha-acetyltransferase 50. The record is from RefSeq and is a predicted model, not a curated record. The coding region runs from base 197 to 688 and encodes 163 amino acids. Gene Ontology annotation, biological process: mitotic sister chromatid cohesion. NCBI's taxonomy places the organism in Eukaryota, Viridiplantae, Streptophyta, Magnoliopsida, Malpighiales, Euphorbiaceae. Gene Ontology annotation, molecular function: N-acetyltransferase activity. The transcript has 3 exons. Gene Ontology annotation, cellular component: cytoplasm; NatA complex.
ACGGCACCCAAACACACUUAAAAAGCGAAUCAACUAGAAAGCUACGCGGAAAGAAAAAAAAAAAAGAAAAAGAGAGAGAAGAAAACCCCAAAUUCCCCCAACUACAUUCUCUUUUCAUCUCCAUCAUCGAAUAAUCGUCUUUCCAUACGCUAUAAAUACGCAGUUUGUCCGUACAGUAGAGAUAAAGAAAAGGAAAAUGGGGGCAGGGCGUGAAAUGUCGAUAUCGCUAGACGGAGUGAGAGAUAAGAACGUGAUGCAGCUCAAGAAGCUCAAUACCGCACUUUUCCCUGUUCGCUACAACGACAAGUAUUACAGCGAUGCUCUCGCUUCUGGCGAUUUUACUAAGCUAGCGUACUAUAGUGACAUCUGCGUUGGUGCAAUCGCGUGCCGGCUGGAGAAGAAGGAAGGUGGGGCUGUUCGUGUUUACAUAAUGACAUUAGGUGUUUUAGCACCCUAUAGAGGACUAGGCAUUGGUACAAGGCUAUUGAAUCAUGUUCUUGAUCUCUGCUCCAAGCAAACAAUAUCUGAAAUUUACUUGCAUGUGCAGACAAACAAUGAAGAUGCCAUCAAGUUCUAUAAGAAAUUUGGAUUUGAGAUUAUAGAAACCAUCCAGAACUAUUAUACAAACAUCACUCCGCCUGACUGCUAUGUUCUCACGAAAAUCAUCACUCCUCAGGCAAAGAAAUGAUGUUGCAAAGUUAGCCGCUGUUUUGCCAAUCCUUGGUUUUUGAUGCUAUUGUUGAACUCUAUUAUUUUUGCAACGUCAGAAUCUGAUUGUUGAAAUGAGUUAUUAAACGGUUCAUUUGAUGCAUAGAUGGUGGACCAAUGACUUUUUUAUUAUUAUUAUUAUUAAUAUAAAUUCUUGAUAGUGUAUGAAUAUUUUGAAAUUUUA